UGUAUUUAGAGGAGGGACUCCAUCAUUUAAAAAGACAGAAGUUCCUGGUUUACCAGUGAGGAAGGAAGAGAGGCAGCAGUAAACCAUCAGAGCGUCAGCAUGAAAGUCCAUCACACUUUGAUCUGUUUCUUCUUCCUCUCACUGUGUGGGGGAGACUCCGGGCUCGUCAGUGCAACCACGUUUGCAGGAGCUGUAGGAGGAACUGGUGGAAUUAGUUGCUUCUUGUCUCUGUCUGGAAGCAACAAGUUCUUCUGUAAGGAACAAUGUAAAGCAGAAGAUAUUCUCAUUAAAACAGAUGGCCUCACAGCUCAGAGUGGCAGAUACAGCACUGCAUUCAGAAACACUUCUUCUGAAAGAGGAAUUCUCACUGUGACCAUCACAAAUCUGACCAAGUCCGACUCAGCAUGGUACAGGUGUGGUUUGGGACCAACCGUUGUUCCAUAUUCAUAUGCUGACUUUGAGAUCAGAGUUUUAGAUGCAACGUUGGAUGGAAUCUCUGGUUUUGUCCAUGCAGAUACUGAAGGAGAAACUAUUGUUUAUGGAUGCCACGGUACUGUUUACGGAAAGCAGAAGUUCUUGUGUAAGGGCGAUUGUAAAACAGAAGAGGACAUUCUCAUUGAAACAGAGGAGAACAGAGCUCAGAAUGGCAGACACAGCAUUCAAUAUAUAAACGGAUCUGUAUUUGGACUGUAUGUGAUCAUCACACAGGUGACCAAGUCAGACACAGGAUGGUACAAGUGUGGUUACGGCAGAGCUUUGUCUCCAGAUUCAUACAGGAUGUACCCGGUCCUUGUCAUUGAUGCCUCCACACCAACAACAACAUCAACAACAACACCAACAACGACAACAAAGUCGACAGCCCUCUCCUCUGUCUCUCACCCAGGUCUCCUCUUGGCUCUGGUUGUAUGCAUGCCCUUGCUUUGUGUUCUGUUGGCUGCUUUGCUGCUGCUCCUCUACAAAUGGAAGACAAGCAGGAACUUUGGUUUGAACACCAAAGGAAAUGCAGACGGCAUGCACGUGGAGUCUUCCGUCAACUAUGUGAAAUAUGCUGACGACAACACACGUUAGAACAACCCUGAAUCCAGGACCACACCUACUGAAUCCAGAUUGUGCAGCUUAUAGCUUAUAAAGUGUUGCAAGGUCAUUUUUCCGAGGGUGUUCACCACUCACUUGAUUAUUUUGAAAUGUCCAAUUUGUCUUUUGUUUUAUUCUUCUUUUAAACUUUGAGCAAUGCAUAGGGAAAUUAGUGCUAUCCAGCGUUUACCAGUUGUUCAAUAAGUCAUGCCAGGUUGCAUUCAGGAUUACAGCUAAAUGCUGCUUCGUGGUUAGUUUGGGCCCGUCUAUAGAUCCAAGAGCCCUACUCAGUUUGAAUUCUUUAAGCAUAUUAGAGACGUAUGUUGUGCACAAACUAUUCAGUUUAUAGACUAGAUGCAGCACUUGAGCAGACAUGAAUCCAGGGAAGUGUACAGUUUUCUACUUUUCUCUUUACUUUCUAUUUAAUGGUACUUUUUAAACAAUGUCUAGGGAAUGGGGAAGAACCUGUGCAGUUAUCACCUGCUCCAGUAGCAGUGAAAAACUGACUGUGAAACACACAAGCAUUUAUGUGCUGAAGAGAAUGUUCACAUGCCAGGCAAUUAAUUAAUUAAUGGUGAAUACAAAAAACAUGAAAACAUCUCUAACUCUUUCUCUCCUACUUCCCUGUCUAUUUUCACCUGUCCAAUGAAAAUAAAGGCAUAAAAAAAAACAAAAUAUCUUUAAAAAAAUAUUUUUACAAUCUUUUAUAUUACAAUAAUUUCAAGUUGUGUUCCUAAUCAUUACGUCUGUGGUUAUAAUUAUGAUAGUUUGGAUAUUCCUUGCAUCAAACCUUUAAAUAUUGCAGCAAAGCAUACAUAUACUGUACGACUAACAUAGGUUAAAAGUGUGAAUAUGAUUAAGCAUUUGGAAUAAAUCUGGCACAGUUCACCAAACUCA
Dicentrarchus labrax (European seabass) is the source of this 1971-nucleotide messenger RNA. RefSeq lists its product as uncharacterized. The coding region runs from base 100 to 1068 and encodes 322 amino acids. Lineage: Eukaryota; Metazoa; Chordata; Actinopteri; Moronidae. The record is from RefSeq and is a predicted model, not a curated record. The transcript is spliced from 6 exons.